This is a messenger RNA of Helianthus annuus (common sunflower), 747 nucleotides long. RefSeq lists its product as uncharacterized. The transcript has 7 exons. Lineage: Eukaryota; Viridiplantae; Streptophyta; Magnoliopsida; Asterales; Asteraceae. The record is from RefSeq and is a predicted model, not a curated record. Bases 1 to 747 code for a protein of 248 amino acids.
AUGUCAAUAUCAGUUGAUAGUAACAAUCUUAGUUUUGUUAACGAUUUGAAUCCUGGGAAAGAUAUGUGGAACAUGAAAACGAGAAUUAUUCGAAAAUGGAAUCAGGGUUACAAGAUGGAUCUCAUCUUCAUUGAUGGAAAGGGUGCUAAGAUUCAAGCAGGUAUUAAGAGUCAUCUGAUACAUGUUUUUGAUGGACAACUUCAAGAAGAUGCUGUUGUGAUUCUGGCGAAAUUUGGUGUUGGUAAGAAUAAAGAUUUAUAUAAAGUAGUAGUGCUGCCUUAUAAAACCAACUUUUAUAGAUGCACAACUGUUACUCCUGUGAGAGAUUGGCAAGGUGUUGAGUAUGGUUUCAACUUCAGAGCUUAUGUAGAUAUUCUUCAAGGAGAGGCGUUAAAAGCUUUGAGUGUUGGUAGUAUGUUGCUGGAUCUGUGGUUUGUUGUGGAGAUCUUGAAAUCUUUGAUCGACCUCCAAAGGAGACUAAGAAGAUCAAUUUCGAUAUUGAAGACUAGGAAGAUUUGUAAAGAAAUGAUUAAGGACUUCAUCUCUAAAAUCCCACCUCAUGAGCAUGUGAUGGCUGUUAUACAGCAUGGAAAGUGUAAGGAGUGGAAAGUUCAAAGUGAUAAGUUUGCAACACGAAUUUUUCUGAAUGACGAAAUUGAUGAAGUUAAUGAGCUAAGGAGGAGAAGUCUUAUACUGAAGUUUGGACAAGGGAGUGGUUCAACUUCUCAAACAAUACUAUCGUCUUAG